GAAAUGGUCAUAAGCGCCGGGUCACUAAGCACUCAAGUGUCGUUGACAAGCGAGCUGAACCUCAGCUCUUUGUCACAGUGUCCAGACUCCGACCAGCGACCCAUCAGAUAUUUAGCUGCACCAGCACACCAACCAAAUAUGUUGCCACGUACCACCAAGCAACACGACAAACACAAUGGGCGACUCAUCAACACCAACUAAGCACAUCUUCGAUAAUGGCGCCACCGCCUACGAAGCCUCCACCGGCGGCUGCACACGUGACCUAGCACGACACAUGCUCACGCUCAGCCCAACCAUUCUUCCCGGCUCCGUGAUCCACGAUAAUGCAUGCGGCACCGCCGUCGUUGCGCAAGAGAUCGUCGCGCGCAACGUGCUUUCCCAAUCGCCUCCGGACCCCGCCUACACCCUGACCAUCCACUGCACCGACAAGUCUGCCAACAUGAUUGAACUAGCCCGGUCCGGCUAUAAAGACUGCCAGUCUGCGACAGACAUGCAAACCGCGUUUCCGCGCGUCAACGUCGAUUUUGCGCUCAUGUCUAGCGAGGAGCUGGGUUUUGCGGACGCGCACUUCUCGCACGCGUUUUCUAAUUGCGGGAUUUUGUGGUUUGACGACGCAGCCGCGGGUGCGCGUGAGAUGCUGCGUACGCUGCGGCCGGGUGGUACGGUGAUCGCAUCGUCGUGGAAGGAGAUGCGAAUUUUCGAUGUUGUGCGCGCGGUGCAGCGGAAGUGUGAGCCCGAGGCGCCGCCGUUCAAGCCGCCGGUGGACGAGAAGUGGUUCACGGCGAGACAUUUGGAGAGUGUAUUGAGAGAGGCAGGAUUCGAGGAUGUUGACGUUGUGGAGCGGACGGUGCAUUUUGCGGGGCGGGAUGUUAGGGAGUUGUGUGGGCAUCUGAUGGGGUUGUUGAAACAGUUGAAGAAGGAGUGGGCAGAUGGGCAAGAGGAGAGGUUCAGAGUACAGUUAGAAGCCGAGGCUGAGACGGCUGUGGAGACGUUUGAGAGACCGCGCAUGGAAGGAGGAGUAGAGAAAUUGGUGGGCAUUCCGAUGGUGGGAUUGAUUGGUGUUGCAAGGUAGUAACGUUAAGAGCAUGUUCCUAAGCAUACUGGAUCUGGUUCAUCAUACCGAGAUUGAUUUCUUAUGCGAAAAGGACUCUAACUAAAAGAUGCAUCAGUAAGUAACACCAUGCUAUACAUAGAUAUUGCACUAUCAAUUGUAUGGCACUGUUGCAC
Messenger RNA from Boeremia exigua, 1227 nucleotides. RefSeq names its product S-adenosyl-L-methionine-dependent methyltransferase. Gene Ontology annotation, molecular function: S-adenosylmethionine-dependent methyltransferase activity. The transcript has a single exon. NCBI's taxonomy places the organism in Eukaryota, Fungi, Ascomycota, Dothideomycetes, Pleosporales, Didymellaceae. The coding region runs from base 176 to 1072 and encodes 298 amino acids. The record is from RefSeq and is a predicted model, not a curated record.